Rubroshorea leprosula is the source of this 636-nucleotide messenger RNA. The record is from the annotation of a GenBank genome assembly. Lineage: Eukaryota; Viridiplantae; Streptophyta; Magnoliopsida; Malvales; Dipterocarpaceae.
GGCUAUUCUUUCUUUGAUGCAAUGUAAUGAAGGAAUUAACCUGUAGUCUUCUCCACGAAGACAGGUCUUCUUCUCUAGAAGAUACGUCCACCGGCCAUGGCGGAUCUGGGUUCCUUUGCAAGUUCCCACUUGCUCAGUUUCAUGCUUCGAGAAAACCUGGUUCAAAGAACAAAGAUGUUGGUGAAAUUGACGAUGAUGAAGAAGAGAAAGAUGAGGCUGUAGAUGAUCAGAAUGAGGAUGGAGUUGAGGAAGAAGAUGGAUCUGGUGAGGAUGAACCAGAGGCAAAUGGUGAUGGUGCCAAUGGAGAUGAUGAUGAUAAUGAUGAUGAUGAGGAUGAGGAUAAAGAAUAUGAGGAUGACGACGAUGAUGAUGAUGCUGAGGAAAAGGAUAAAGAAGAAGAAGAAGAUAAUGAUGAGCUUCCUCAGCCGCCAACUAAGAAAAAGACGAGGAACUCAACAAGUGCUGCUAGGUUCGAUUGACCCAGCAACUGUUGGGUUCGAAAGAACCCAAGCCUGCUAGGUUCCAUUGGACCCCACUUUUGAACCCAGCAAAAAAGAGAAAUUGGAAGGGAAAAUGUCUAGAUCUGGUGUUGAGGGAGGGAUAGAGAAAGAAAGAAAAUGAAAGGAUGAAAUUGCA